AUGUGGAUCAAGCUCACAGUACCUGCAUACGAAGUCGCUGAGCCUGUUGAUCCACUGGACGUGGGCUGGAGCUCACCUGCCUGGCACGGCGAUGAAGACGGCCGUACUUCUGCUUCUGGUUCACUCAUAUCUGAGAACUUCGGUACGAACCCCGGUGGCUUUGCACGCAACGGCGUGCAGGGUGUGGAGGCUGUCAAUCCUGCGCUCGAGGCGAGAGUGGCAGCGCAUCGUCAAGGAUAUGCGUUCAUGGAUCGGAAACAGUUCGAUCCAGUCUGUCGGUAUAUCGAAGAAGUGCAAAGAUUUGCGACUUCCGCCUUCGGCUAG
This is a messenger RNA of Fulvia fulva, 324 nucleotides long. RefSeq lists its product as uncharacterized. Lineage: Eukaryota; Fungi; Ascomycota; Dothideomycetes; Mycosphaerellales; Mycosphaerellaceae. The transcript is spliced from 2 exons. The record is from RefSeq and is a predicted model, not a curated record. Bases 1 to 324 code for a protein of 107 amino acids.